AUGUUCUCUUCCACAAAACUUCUACGUCGAACUGCAAAAUGGAAAACAUUGCAACACCUGACACCCAAUGACAGAUUCCGACUUCUUCCUAGGCAAUUUGUCCGCUCCGUCAUGGUUCCUCCAUCACAUUUUAGCAACCCAGCGAAUGUUCCCAAACAGUAUGGAAUCGACAGUCAGUCCAGCGAAACAAACACAGAAUCUGAGAACGGCAAUGUAUCCGAACUUGGAAAUUAUCCUCCUCCACCACGUUCCGAGCGUCCGUUCAGGGAACUUCUGUCGUUGCUAGCUAUGGUGGCACUCACAUACUUGGCAGUGGACAAUUACACUGGACGAGUGAAGCUCGAGAAGCUCAACACAGAAACAACGGCCAUAAACCUUAAGACAUUGCAGUUGCAACAGCAGAACUUCCUCAAUUCUCGAAAGCAACAGGAGUUGAAGAUGUUGAGAGAAAGAAUGGAUGUAUCGAAGAGAUGCUACAAAAUGGCUCUCCACAUUGCACUAUUGCGCAAGCAACUCACUGAUUUGGGUGUGGAUCCGGCCGAAAUCAAUACCGUAUUGCAAGAAUUUGAGAAGAAUGUUCGGUUGAACAAUUCGGUUCAGAAUCUCACGGGCCAGGCUAUAUGGCUUGAUGAUAACUCGGAGUUGAGUGGGUUUGUUCCUGAUUACAGAGAGUAUGACAAGAAGGGAACGCUGGAAGCAUGA
Messenger RNA from Sungouiella intermedia, 702 nucleotides. The record is from the annotation of a GenBank genome assembly. NCBI's taxonomy places the organism in Eukaryota, Fungi, Ascomycota, Pichiomycetes, Serinales, Metschnikowiaceae.